CCCGCCCGCCUCAGGGGAGGGACCCGUCAGGAGGCCUGGAUUUUGGAUUACUUUGGAGGAAGGAGGAUCACAUCUGAGACCGGAGCAUUAACUCUGCGCUGGACCCGUGCCAGAACUUUCCAGUUCACCACAAGAUACCAGCAAUAUGCCCGUCAUAAAGUACCCGAGGCUUAGAGACCCUCUCUUCUAUGAAUGGGACAGGAAAGCCCAGAAAUGUGGAUUAAGACACACAGUUUAUGCUGUAAAUGGGGAUCAGUAUACUGGAGAAUGGCUGGACAACUUGAGACAUGGCAAAGGCACCCAGAUUUGGAAGAGCACAGGAGCAAUUUACAGCGGCGACUGGAAGUUUGGGAAGAGGGACGGUUAUGGCGCAUACAGCAUUCUUGACCCAGAGACCAAGGAAUACAAGAGGGUGUACACAGGCUGGUGGGAAAAUGACAGAAGAUGUGGCCGGGGGACGUUCUUUUACCCCAACGGGGAGCUCUACGAGGGCGAGUGGAGCAACGGCGUGCGGAGCGGCUGGGGAAAGAUGCACUACAAGGACGGCUCCACCUACGAGGGGCAGUGGCUGAUGGAUCAGCCCAACGGGCCGGGCCUGCUGCAGCUCCCAAAUGGAAAUCGGUACGAUGGAGGUUGGAAAGAUGGCAAGAAGCAUGGCCCAGGGAAAUUCUUCUACCCAGAUAAGGGACAGCUGCUAGAAGGCAUCUGGGUAGCAGAUAUACCAAAGUGUGGAGUUCUGGUUGAAUUUGGCAGAGAAGAGGCUCCAGCCCCUCCUGAGCUUCCACUCCCAGAGAUUAAACUACAAGAUCCAGCUGGUGUUUUAGCAGAGGCCCGGGCAAUGUUUGAUGACAGCCAUAAUGAAUAACCAGAUGCUGAAGAAAAAAAAAAGAAAAAUUCAAGAACACGAUCCUGGGUUAUUUAUUCCUUGGAGUGUCAAACCCACCCCGCGGUUUUGGUGUUGCAGUCUCAGCCUCACCCUUCCCUCAAGGCUGCUCAGGUACACUUCCCUCUGCAGGUGGCUUUGCUCAGUAGCCUCCUCCCACCACCGUUAGUUUGGAAAAGAAAGGGAAAAAAAUUAAUGGGGAAAACCCAAAAGACAAGCACCAAAAGGAUGGAAGAGAGGCAGAGUGACUCUUUGCUCAGCUCCUCUUAUUCCUCCUGCUAAGAAAUCACACUCCUGGUGGUUUCAAGGCCUUUGUUUUA
This is a messenger RNA of Melozone crissalis (California towhee), 1203 nucleotides long. It is a transcript of the gene MORN3, whose product is annotated as MORN repeat containing 3. The transcript is spliced from 7 exons. The record is from RefSeq and is a predicted model, not a curated record. NCBI's taxonomy places the organism in Eukaryota, Metazoa, Chordata, Aves, Passeriformes, Passerellidae. Bases 146 to 865 code for a protein of 239 amino acids.